This is a messenger RNA of Lentinula edodes (shiitake mushroom), 790 nucleotides long. RefSeq lists its product as uncharacterized. The record is from RefSeq and is a predicted model, not a curated record. Bases 474 to 761 code for a protein of 95 amino acids. Lineage: Eukaryota; Fungi; Basidiomycota; Agaricomycetes; Agaricales; Omphalotaceae. The transcript has a single exon.
ACUGAGAGCAGCCUAGGUUUUGCAGAUGACCCAUGGCUAUGCAGAGAUAUGACAGGAUAAAAAACAGCUUCCUUUCAUCAUCAGGUUUGCAAAUCGACAACUCGAUAUCCGCUGUAGCCCUCUCCAAGUAGCAUUCUCAGCAGGUAAAAUGGUUCAAGCGAUGGCCGAUGACCUCUUACUUGGGGAAGCAUGUCUAGAAGAACCGGUGUCAAAUGUUGUUGAUUCGAGGUCAGUUUGCCCCGCAAUCCUUUUCUACUGCCUUCUAGUGAUGUGCCGGCUCCGGCUCUGAGCCCUUGGGCCCUAUGAGCCUGGCCGGAUUGAGCCUGGCCGGGCCGGAGCCGUCUCUAGGGCUGUGGAAAGCUGAGGGCCCGGCUCAGAAUUUUCAGAGGCCCCAAGCCGGGUUCUGAGCCGGGGCUGAGUAGCCGAAUUUUGUGCCAAAAUUCCCACCUGGGAAUUGGCAAUGGCUGAUAUGCAUGAAGCUAAAUGCUCAAUAUUUACCUAUAUGGGCAUCACUAGCACCAUUUUUGGCUGCAAGGAUAACUAUUGGUUCAUGCCAUAAUCACCUAAAAUUGUUCAAGCAUUACAAUUCGGAUACUUUUGCCAUUGUAGAUGGGUUGGAGCUUGAAUCAAAUCAUCAUAUUCACAGUGAAUCUCUCUUAAUGAGGACUGGGAAGGUAUCAUGUUGUAGAUUUUACUAUAACAUGGCAGCACCUUCUAAUUUGAAUGUUAGUCUACAAGCCUCAAGGAAGGAACCACUUUGAUCUGAUUUGGAAUUGACAGUAGUUGAAAC